GUGAUGAAGAGGAGGAGCAGCUGGUCUCGGUUCAGUCUGUCGCAACGUUUUCUUCUCUUUGUUUCUCAAGAAAAGUUCUGAUGGGCCAACCGGGACCACGUCGAGCCGGAAUAAAGUGGCAUUAAAAGCGGAUUAAAGGCGGGGUAGCCGCGGGGCCCGGAGCGGACCAGAGGGGACUGGACUCCGCUUCAGGUCUGGUCAUCAGGUCUGGCUGCUUGGCUCGGGAUCCGGACCAUGGGUCCGCAGGACUGACGGACUUUUGGGGAAACUUUUUUUUUUUUGUCGUGUCCAUGGAGACGGGAGUUUUCCCUUCCAGCUGAGGAGCUGAUCGGACUCCGAUAAAGUAUCGAUACUCUGUAUUGAUCGCGAAUUGAUCGGAGGGAUGGCCGCGCUCCCGCUGCUGCUGCUGCUCGUGCUGUGGACCUGCGGACACGCCAAAGGCGCGUUCCCGCUGCGACAGUCCUACAACCUGUACACCAACGGCCACGCGCACGGAGCCCGCGCUGCCAGCAGACACAGGAACUGGUGUGCGUUUGUGGUCACAAAGACGGUGAGUUGUGUGGUUGAGGAUGGAGUUGAAACCUACGUGAAGCCUGAUUAUCACCCCUGCAGCUGGGGGAGCGGACAGUGCAGCCGGGUGGUGGUGUAUCGGACCUACAUGAGGCCACGCUACAAAGUCGCCUACAAGAUGGUGACAGAGAUGGAGUGGAAGUGUUGCCAUGGUUACAGUGGCGAGGACUGUAACAAUGGUCCAGCAGGUGGCGCAGGAACGCAGAUAUCCACCACCAGACCUCAGCCCGGACAGGGAGGAGGGACGAGCUAUGGACAGGGGGGCGGAGGCGGUGGCAGUCAGGGGGGAGGCGGUUCUGGAUCUGGACAGUCUGGCGAUAACGAGAAGGUGAGGCAGCUGGAGGAGAAGAUCCAAAGUCUGACCAAAAAUCUCCAGGACCUGCAGUCCAACAUGAGCACCAUGAAGGAACGCUUUCAGGAGGAGGUCGGCAAAAACGGAUUUGGUGGAGGAAGCUCAGGAGGAAGAAACCCCGCCGAUGCCGCUCAGCCGGAGAUUAAACAGACAAUUCACAGCAUUCAGACCAAACUGGACCAACUGGACAACCGCACACAGGCUCAUGAUAAAACUCUGGUCAGCAUCAACAACCACCUGGUGAACGGGAAAGGUAAUGAGCUGGAGGGAGGCGUGACUGGAGGAGGACUGAGUGAAGGGAGGCUGAACUCACUGAAGGAGGAGAUCCUGAGGGAGCUCGAGAGGAGGGUGUCGCUGUCCUGCUCCUCCUGCCAGGCUGGCGUGGAGGAUCUGCGCAGACAGCAGCAGGAGGACCGUGAGCGGAUUCGAGCUCUGGAGAAGCAGCUGAACGCUAUGGACGUCCGGUAUCAGCAGAGCCUGGACGGGCUGCGGCGGGAAGUGGUGCGUUCUCAGGGAUGCUGCGACAUCAUCAGCGACCUCCAAGAGCGCGUGACUGAUGCUGAACGCAAGAUCAGCUCGGUCUCUGAGAACUUUGAUGUCCUGCAGAACCGCCUGGACAAGGAGCUCAGCGGGGCAGGGGGCAGCAGUGGCAGUCAAAACACUGGGUUUGGUGGAGGAGGGCUGGCUGGUGGUGGUGGAACUGGCGGGCGUGGUACGGACACCCCGGUGACGGAGAAAAGCCUGGACGACCGACUGAAGGAUCUGGAGCGGCGGGUCAACAACACUGUGCAGCAAACCGAGGAGAGCUGCUCAUACCUGGAGAACAACGUGAAAGAUUACUUCCACAGAGAACUCGGGGAGCUGAGGACCGUGUUUCUGGACCGGUUCGAUGACCAAGCCGACAGGAUCACAGACGUGGAGCUGGACGUGGAGCAGGUGAAGUACAGCAUAAGUGAACAUGACAAGAGGCUGUUGACACUGGAAAACACCACCUCCCACAUGAACCGGAGGCUGGAGGAGUGUGGCUGUGUAGGGUCUGAAGGAGGAGGAGGAGGAAGAGAGGGAGGUGGCAGGGGACAAGGAGGAGGAGGAGGAGAGCGUGGAACUACAGGAGAAGGAAAAGACGGGGAUGACAGAGGGGAUGGAGGUGGGAGGUGGGGAACCGGAGGGGGAGGAACUACGGGAGGAGGAGGACGGUGGGGAGGUGCAGGGGGAGGAUUAUCAGGAACGGGAGGAGAAAGAGAAAAUUCAACUAAGAAGUCUCUGGAGUGGCGAGUGGUGGCCAAUGAGGAUCAGAUUCGACAUUUCAACACUCGACUCAAAGACCUGUCGAUGUCCGGAGACUCUCUGUUUGACAAGGUUGUGGACCUGACCCACGACGUCGGUAAGAUCAAGGCCCUGACCGGUGAUCACGGAGAACACUUCAACCGAAUCGUGACAGAGGUGGAGAUGCUGGGUCAGGACUGCGAGCUGUGCGGGAAGUUGGAGGAGGAGCUGCAGAAGAUGAAGAAUCAAUCCCAGCAUGCACUAUCAAACAUCCACAACCACAUCACCAGAAUCCAGAACAGACUGGACUCGGAGGGAGACAGCUGCUUCCAGAUGUGCUCCGACCUGCAGAGGGAAGUCGGCCUUCUGAGAGACGAUGUCAGGAGGUGCACCAGCCAAUGUAAGAGCAGCCCGGACAAUCCCACAGGUGGAGAGUCUGGCAGAGGUGGUGGCACGGAUGGCAGCAGUGGACAGCUGGCUCCUGUAGACGGCCACAGCGUGAUUGAAGGCAUCAACAACAACCACCUGAAAACGCUGCAGGGCGAACUGUCCAGUGUCAUCCUCACCUUCAGCUCCAUCAACGACACCCUGAAAGGCGUGGAACACACGAUGCAGAAACAUGGCAGCGUCAUCACAGACCUCGGAAAUACGAAGGAUAAGAUCAUCUCUGAGCUCGACAAAAUCCAGCAGGAGGUGACAGAGCACAUCGAAGACAACCGGGACCGUCUGGAUAAGAUGGACAGGGACAUUCGGCGAUUUGAGAGUACGCUGCUUGAGGUGGGCGACUGUAAGCGGUCUGGAGAUGGGCUUGAGAAGAGGCUGUCGAAGCUGGAGGGAAUCUGUGGGCGGCUGGACGGUGUCUCUGACUCCAUCCUCAAAAUCAAGGACGGACUGAACCAGCAUGUUUCCAGUUUGUGGACGUGCGUUUCUGGCCUGAAUGAGACGAUCAUCCGUCACGGAGGACUCCUGGACUUCAUCCAGAACGGCCAGGACGACAUCCACCGCAGAGUGAAGAACCUGAACUCGAGCUUAAACCAGGUCUCCAGAGACCUGCAGAGUUUGUCGGAGCAUGAACUGACUGGCCCACCAGGACCUCAAGGACCCCCAGGAGAGAGAGGCUUCAAAGGGCUUCCUGGUCUCCCAGGGUCCCCUGGACUUCCAGGACGACAAGGAGAAAUUGGUCCCCGCGGUCCGCCCGGUCCCAAAGGGGAGACAGGUUUUCCUGGUGCUGAUGCUCACAUCCCCAGACUGUCGUUCUCAGCUGCUUUAACUGUCCCCAUGGACAGAGCGGGAACCAUCGUCUUUGACAAGGUCUUUGACAAUGUAGGAGAUUUCUACAACCACAGAACAGGUAUCUUCACCGCCCCUGUAGAUGGACAUUACUACUUCAGCGCCGUCCUGACAGGUCAUAGGAAUGAAAAGAUCGAGGCAGUCCUGUCGAAGUCUAACUACGGCAUGGCCCGCGUGGACUCUGGAGGCUAUCAGCCCGAAGGCUUGGAGAACAACCCCGUGGCCGAAGCUAAAGUCAGCCCGGGCUCUCUGGCAGUCUUCAGCAUCAUCCUGCCUCUGCAGACUCGGGACACGGUGUGCAUCGACCUGGUGAUGGGCAAACUGGCUCACUCCGUGGAGCCCCUCACCAUCUUCAACGGCAUGCUGCUGUAUGAAGAUAUGUGAGCAUUUACCGGGAUGCAUGGUGAACAGAAAGGCCCGAGGACCUGAACAGCGCUGUUUAAGAUUCAUGACAAACCCACAGGAGGCGGGUCCAUAAAGUAUGAUGUCACUUCCUAAUUUGGGAGUGAUCAAGAACUGAUGACAGAGUGUUUUCGAUGAAGCUUCUUGGUUGAUUUCAGCAUCAGUAUAACGUCUUCAAUAGAUCGUACAGACUGUUUAACUUCUUCUUCAGCGGAGGCUUCAUGUCUCCUCUUAUGUGGAUGCCAGAGUGGAUUUACUAUAAACCCAGUCAGCUGAUCUGAUGUGGUCACACGGUGUGACCUCAGAGUGGCACUGUGAGAACCGACGUCCCUGUAAACCAGGAUAAGCCGAUGCCUGCCAGACCUGCUUCCUCCUGCUAGAAAGCCUUUGGAAACACACCCGUGCAUGUGGUGAACAAUUCCAGUUUUAACCGUGUAACGUGCUGUUAGUGUCCUCUACAGGCCGCAAAGCUCAUGACAGCAAUAAUGUGAACCAACAUCCUGAUGCUUUAUAGAUUUUUGAAUAGUGGAGCCGAAAGUAUGACGUUUGUCCUGAAGGUGGCGCUACAGAAAGGAUUCAUUCCCAAAAAUGCUAUUAAAUAUAUCUAUUCCUGAUCAAUAGUGGUAAAUGUGGAGAUGCAGUUGUUGUGUAUCAAAUUUGGGCCUCUCUCUGGGCAAAUGAGCAUGACUUUAAAUGUUAAUGCACCCUCACCCAGCAGUCAGCCCCUCCACCUGUGAAGCACUUCCUGCUGCUGGCUGCCCUGUAAGCCCACAGAGCUCAGUCUGACCUUCAUGUGUCCAGAACCACUCCGUCUUAUCCAGAUGUUGCUCUGCAGGCAUUAGAUGCUGACAGAUGUAAUCAGGUGUGGGGAGGGGUCAGGUUUUCUGUGCUGAACAGGGAUUUAUGAACCUCCAUUCCUGCCAGCUGAUGUGGGUUUGUGUCAUCCUCCUGUUGAGCAGAUCUCGAUUCUUUUUCUCGUUCUUGACUGCCCCCCCCCCGAGAAUGACUGGAUACGUGCUGUCACCUUAAGAUGGGACAAACCUAAUUUGAAGUAGAAAAUGGAGAUAUAUAUUUACAUGUUUUUGACAUUGGUUCUAUUUUAACUACAUUUUUCUGUAACUGUAACCAGGUAGUUUUUGAGUAGAUUGAAAACAAAACUUAACCUCUGAACAUCCACCAGGUGACUGGGGAACCCACCUAGGGUUAGGGUCAGGGGUUGGUUAAUGUCCACCCCUUAUAUCGAACUCUUGCCUGUUUGAAACACCCAAACAUCGAUCAGCACACAGAAACACUUGUCAGUCAGCUGGUGGAUGCAAAGACGUUCCAAGUUUUCCCAGAACAGACCACUUCCAGCCCACCCGCCUCCUGUUAGGUGUCAUUUCAGGACAGCUCACGUGGAUCAUUUCAAAUAAUCUGAUUAUGUUGAAACUGAAGCUGGAAGAUCUUUGAGGUGUUUUUGCAGCUUCCUUGUUUGGUGGCUCCUGAGAAACAAACUGCUCAGACUCCUCUCACAGCUGCGCCUGUUGUCGAUCAUGUGACUGGUGGAUGUUUGGAUACCUGCCAUCAGUGAUGCUGGGAUAUCUCCCAUCGCGGCCCUAAGCCCUGCCCUCACAGGUCAGAUGUUGCUUUGGCAACACGAGACGAUGUGACUUCAAAUGCGAUGAAAAACAAAGAAAGCUUUUUGCUCCGCAGCAGGACGUCUCUCUGUGUUUUCAAUCUGUGUGGAUUUUUUUUAAGUGAGAUGAGUUCACAUUGUGAAUGUUUUUAUAUUAAACAGCACUUUUUCUUGUUUUAUUGUAUUUUUCAAUGUUCUAACAAAUAUUUAUCACAGAAUUUUACAUUUAUGGACAAAUGUUAAAGGAUGGAAAUGCUCCCAUUUAAGCGCAAUGGUGGAAGAAAUAUUUGGAUCCUUUACUGAGUAAUAAUAAUACCACAUUGUACUGUACUGAAGUAAAGAGAGUAACACCACUUGU
Archocentrus centrarchus (flier cichlid) is the source of this 5853-nucleotide messenger RNA. RefSeq names its product elastin microfibril interfacer 1b (gene emilin1b). The coding region runs from base 383 to 3862 and encodes 1159 amino acids. Gene Ontology annotation, molecular function: protein binding. NCBI's taxonomy places the organism in Eukaryota, Metazoa, Chordata, Actinopteri, Cichliformes, Cichlidae. The transcript is spliced from 14 exons. The record is from RefSeq and is a predicted model, not a curated record.